Messenger RNA from Microthlaspi erraticum, 885 nucleotides. NCBI's taxonomy places the organism in Eukaryota, Viridiplantae, Streptophyta, Magnoliopsida, Brassicales, Brassicaceae. The record is from the annotation of a GenBank genome assembly.
AUGGCUCUACCUCACAAUGUACUUGCAUUUGUGUUUGGAAUCAUGGGCAACAUCAUAUCAUUCGUCGUGUUCUUGGCCCCAGUGCCGACUUUUGUAAGGAUAUGCAAGAAGAAAUCUACGGAAGGAUUUCAGUCUCUUCCUUAUGUUUCAGCGCUCUUUAGCGCGAUGCUUUGGAUUUACUACGCUAUGCAAAAAGAUGGCUCAGGCUUCCUUCUCAUCACCAUAAACUCUGUUGGAUGCUUUAUUGAAACCAUCUACAUCAUCCUCUUCGUAACCUAUGCUAACAAGAAAACUAGAAUAUCUACUUUGAAGGUUCUUGGGCUGUUGAACUUUUUGGGUUUUGCCACCAUUGUUCUUGUCUGCGAGCUCUUAACCAAAGGAUCGACACGUGAGAAAGUUCUUGGAGGGAUUUGCGUUGGAUUUUCCGUCAUUGUUUUCGCAGCUCCUUUAAGUAUCAUGAGACUUGUGGUACGAACAAGAAGUGUGGAGUUUAUGCCAUUCUCUUUAUCGUUGUUUCUUACACUUAGCGCCGUCACGUGGCUCUUCUAUGGUCUUGCUAUUAAAGACUUCUACGUUGCGCUCCCAAAUGUGUUGGGCGCGUUCUUAGGAGCAGUUCAAAUGAUUCUCUACAUAAUCUUCAAGUACUACAAAACUCCGGUGGCUGAGAAGACGGGGAAACCGAAAACGGUGUUCGAUCAUUCCAUCGACAUAACCAGGCUGACCAACGUUAUGCCCGGUCCAAUUUCGGACUCAGCGGUUUAUCCACCGCAUGCUAGUAACAAUGUUCCCGAGACUCAGAUUCAAGUGACCGAGCUUAAGAGCAAGAACUUGACCGCUCAAAAAGAUCAGAACAACAAGGGUGUCCAGAACCAAAACCAAGUUUGA